CAGCAGCACUUUCUUUUUCUGCCCCAGGUUGGUUUGUUUCCCACCCACUCGGCUACCGGUAACAUCCGGCCAAGUGAUUGUUGUUGCGUCUACCAUUUCGCAGCCAACAUUCACAACUUCUUUGGGUACUCUCGCUCAUUCAAUCGUCACAACCGCCCUGCCUUACGCUGUGAAUCCUGCCGUGCUGCGGAUGCAACAAUGAACCAGAUCCCUGAUAUCUUGUAUGCUGAUCAGGACAACACUACAUGGCUCAUUCUGGGCGCGAGCAGGGGCAUCGGUCUCGAGUUUGUCCGCCAGCUGCUGGAGCGCGGGGAACGUAUAAUAGCUACCGUCCGCGAACCGUUCGCUGCCCACGCCUCGCAAUUGUGGGGGCAGGCAGGUAGCGACCACGGGAGAUGUCAGAUGUACAUCUGCGACAUCUUAAGCGAGCAAAGCAUUCUUAAAUUCGUGGCUCAGCUGUGUGCGAUACCGAAUCUCAAGAUUGACUAUGUCGUGUUGAAUGCUGGAGUCCUGAGAUACCCCAAUAGAGCGACUGAGUUCUCGUUUGAUGAAUUCGCCUUCCAUCUUCAUACCAACACCAUAGGCCCUGUGAUCACCGCUCAAAAACUGCUUCAAACCAACAUCCCCAUCGGCACUAUCGUCUUCAUGUCCAGUGACUCUGGUUCUCACGGUCAGUUUCGAGAGAUGGAAGAUGGAUUUGCUGCCUAUGCUGCUUCCAAGUCUGCUUUGAAUAUGGCAGUGCGGCACAUGGCUGCAGAGUUGAAGAGGAAAGACGACGACACUAUCAUCCUGUGUAUGCAUCCGGGAGAGGUGGCCACUGAUAUGGCAAACAUCAACGUCCCGUGGGAAGUGCAAGGUAUCAUCACGCCGGAAGAGUCAGUAUCGAAGAUGCUGAAUGUCAUUCAAAGCAAGGGGAUACAGCACAGUGGCACAUUCUGGACAUAUGAGAACAAGCCAUAUGUAUGGUGAA
Messenger RNA from Periconia digitata, 970 nucleotides. Lineage: Eukaryota; Fungi; Ascomycota; Dothideomycetes; Pleosporales; Periconiaceae. The record is from the annotation of a GenBank genome assembly.